ACAGUAUCAGCGAUGAAGAUCGAGAAGAGCUUGAUACAAGUACAGACAGCAAGGGGGUUGAAACAAAGGAGCAAGAAGUAGGUGCCAUGACAGAUGAAGAAGAUAACCCGUCACCAAAUAACAAAAAAGGGCAAGGAGGACAGAAUGGCUUUAAAGAUUUUACAAGACAAGUGGGGACUACUGAUGAUAAGUGUGAACUGCUCACUGCAGAAGAAGAGGCAGCUUUAAAACAGGAACAACAAAAUAAAGAAAAGGAACUCAUAGAAAAGAUUCAGAAAGCUACAGUCUGCACCAAUAUUUCUCCUUUGGGCCGUGACCGCUUAUAUCGACGCUAUUGGCUUUUUUCAUCUAUUCCAGGACUAUUUGUGGAAGAAGACUAUUCUGGUCUUACAGAAGACAUGCUGUUGCCUCGGCCAUCUUCAUUUCAUAAUAAUGUACAGGCUCAUAUUUCAGAAAAAUCUCAGAUAGUCGUUAAAACUGGAGAGUCUUUGACAACAGAAUCUACCUCCAAUACGUGCCAAGAUUUGGAUACUAGUGCUAUUGUAAAUGUAUCACAACCAAUACAAAAGCCAAAUAGGUGGUGCUUUUACAGUUCUCAGGAACAGUUUGACCAACUCCUAGAAGCUCUCAAUUCCCGAGGAUAUAGGGAAAGUGCCUUGAAGGAAGUUCUUUUACAGGAAAAAUCCAGAAUAUGUGAACAGUUUAGUAGUUUUCCUAUUGAAAAAUUCUAUACUUCAGAAAAAACACAGAAUGAAGCCAAGCCACAGUUUGGACGUGGAAAAAUACAAAAUGGCUAUGAUAUAGUCCAAAAAUCUGCAGAAAAGCAACUUGAAUUAAGGCUUAGAGACUUUCUCUUAGACAUUGAAGAUAGAAUUUUCCAAGGAACAUUGGGCUCCAUUAAGGUAAUGGACAGAUACAGUUGGAAAGCAGCCUUAGAAAAUGGGCAGUAUGAACUACUAAGUGAAGAAAAUAAAGAAAAUGGUGUAAUAAAAUCUGUUAAUGAAAAUGUGGAAGAGAUGGUAAUAGAUAAUCAAAUAAGAAUUCUUGCGAAAGACAGAUUGAUAGGAUUAAAACUUGAAUCUCGAAGUACUACUUCAACUAAUACGAGUACUCCACAGCCUAUGAAUAAUACUGUACAUUAUUUGGCAUUGGCAUUGCUUCAGAUACAGCAAGGAAUUGAACGCAAAUUUCUCAAAGCCCCACUUGAUGGCAGUGAUGGUGGCCGUUCACACAAAACCAUCUUGGAUCGCUGGCGAGAAUCACUUCUUUCUUCUGCUAGCCUCUCUCAGAUCUUCCUUCAUCUCUCAACACUGGAGCGAAGCGUAAUCUGGUCUAAGUCUAUUUUAAAUACUCGGUGCAAAAUGUGUAGAAAGAAAGGGGAUGCUGAAAGCAUGGUGCUUUGUGAUGGCUGUGAUCGAGGCUAUCAUAUCUACUGUAUAAGACCAAAGCUUAAGGCUGUUCCUGACGGAGACUGGUUUUGUCCGGAAUGUCGACCUAAGCAGCGCUCUAGGCGGCUUUCAUCCAGACAGAGAACUUCUGUGGAAAGUGAUGAAGAGGCUAUAGAACAAAUUAAAGAAGAAGAUGAAACUAGUUAUGAGGAAAUUGAGCAAAGUGAAGAUGAUUAUGAAGAGGAAGAAGAGGAUGAGAAUAUUGACAAUUCUGAUUCUCAAGAAGAUGAGAAAAGCUUAUCCAAAUUGGGGAAGCCUCAAGUAAAACUUACUUUAAGAACAAGAGCCCCAAAGCUUGCUAGUAAUCAACUGAAUACUGGAAGAUACAACUCUCGCAGUCAGCAGAAUACACCUAAGCAAAAUGGCUCUUCAUAUAAAGCUCUUGGAAAGAACAUUAGAAAAACAAAAUCUGCUCCUCCAUCAGUGACAAAAACAUUACGACUUAGUAGUCGUAUUACUCGCCAUAAUCAAGAAAUGCUGAAGGCAGAGGCAUUUAUAGAGUUGACCAGCCAUCGAAGACAACGUAGAGGAACAAAGACAACAGACUCUACUCCAGAGAGUAGUUCUUCUGGUUCCCUUGGCUUCAGAAUUAUUGAUGAGAUGAAUUUAAGGAAAGAGAAAAGCUCUCCAAUAUCAGUGGGGAAAAAAUCACAAGAUACAGAUCCCCCCAAAAGGGGUAGGAAACGUCAGUCUACAGAACCUUCUCAAGUGCCACUGAAUCGGAGGACCUCAGGGCGUCAGGGUGGAGUACAUGAAUUAUCUGCUUUUGAGCAGCUUGUUGUAGAACUGGUGCGACAUGAUGACAGUUGGCCUUUUAUGAAAUUGGUUUCCAAAAUACAGGUACCAGACUACUACGAUAUAAUCAAAAAGCCCAUCGCUUUAAACAUAAUCCGUGAAAAAGUGAACAAAUGUGAAUACAAAGUAGCCUCGGAAUUCAUUGAGGAUGUUGAGCUGAUGUUUUCAAACUGCUUUGAAUAUAAUGCUCGUAAUACAAGCGAAGCAAAAGCUGGAACAAGACUUCAGGCAUUUUUUCAUGUUCAGGCUCAAAAACUUGGACUUUCAAUUGUAUCAGGUUACAUGAACCAUGUUNUUGAGGGCGCGGCGGAAA
Messenger RNA from Protobothrops mucrosquamatus (brown spotted pit viper), 2556 nucleotides. Its product is annotated as bromodomain adjacent to zinc finger domain protein 1A-like. Gene Ontology annotation, biological process: chromatin remodeling. The annotation marks the transcript as partial. The record is from RefSeq and is a predicted model, not a curated record. Lineage: Eukaryota; Metazoa; Chordata; Lepidosauria; Squamata; Viperidae. Gene Ontology annotation, molecular function: protein binding. The transcript has 11 exons.